Haliotis rufescens (red abalone) is the source of this 1311-nucleotide messenger RNA. RefSeq lists its product as uncharacterized. The transcript has 9 exons. The record is from RefSeq and is a predicted model, not a curated record. Lineage: Eukaryota; Metazoa; Mollusca; Gastropoda; Lepetellida; Haliotidae. Bases 118 to 1311 code for a protein of 397 amino acids.
UAUGUACUUACAUGUAUAUACAGACGUUUUGUCUGAUAGUGUUCUCACAGGCUGUGUCUGUGUUGCAGUGACCACUACCCACAGACCAUGUGACUGGGGCAGGAUGUGUGAGGGGAUAUGUACUUACAUGUAUAUACAGACGUUUUGUCUGAUAGUGUUCUCACAAGCUGUGUCUGUGUUACAGUGUCCACUACCUACAGACCAUGUGACUGGGGCAGGUUUGGGGAAACAUGCGAUCAAGCCUGUCCUCCAGGUUGUGCCCUGGGUUCCGACAGAAACACCAACUACUGUCAGACUGACACUGGAACGUGCACUCGGGGAUGUCGGCGUGGUUGGCAUGGCGACCGAUGUGAGAAGCUGUGUGGCUGGAACUGCAUUGCGAACACCUGUCAUCAAGGAAGUGGGCAUUGUACCCAUGGCUGCAGAGGGAGAUAUACAGGAGAGUUCUGUGAAGCAGAAACAGGUGAGGGUCACAUUGCACAGAGUAUGCAGUUGAUGUUAUCUGUUGCGGUCUUAAUCUUUUUGACAAUGUGUUGCUGGAAGAGUCCACGAUCUAGAAGAACGUUUUACAAAGGGUUCACGUGGCUGAUAAGAAGGAAUCCAAGGUCGUCGGAGGAUUUCUUCCACAUCUGUGGUUUUCCGAAAGUUGUUGGCUGCAUAGAUUGUACUUUGAUACCUAUUCAACGACCAGCAUUAGAAGAAGCAGUAUAUGUGUGCAGAAAAGGAUUCCACGCCAUCAAUGUGCAAGCUGUGUGCGACGCCCAACUCCGAUUCACAAACAUUAUUGUCCAAUGGCCAGGAUCAACCCAUGAUUCACAUAUUUUCAACAACUGCAAUUUGAAAAGGCAUCUGGAGGAAGGGAAAUAUGACAUCUGGCUUCUUGGUGAUUCAGGGUAUGCCUGUAGACCCUACCUCCUGACACCUGUCAACAACCCUGCAAAUGAAAAAGAGGAGAAAUACAACGGCUGUCAUAUUGGAACAAGGAACUCAGUUGAGAGGGCAUUUGGAUUGUGCAAAUCUAGAUUCAGGUGUCUACACAAAUCAACAGGAUGCCUGUUAUUCAGCCCACAGAAGAGCAUCAAAAUUAUUACUGCCUGCUUUCAACUUCAUUAUUUGGCAAUAUUACUGAGGUUGCCUGACCCUGAUGUUCUUUGUGAGAAUCCUGGACCAGAGGGGGACAGCAGUCCUGCUGAUAACCACAACAUAGAUGGAUGUAGAGGCCAGGCUCUGUCUUUGGAUGUCACGGAUGUCCCGCUGCACAGACAGAAUUUCUUCAAGGAGAAACAUCUUUCUCUCCUCCUGGGUUUGUAA